CUCAUCGUGAAAAGAUAAUGGCUUACUCGAAGAAAUGCGGCCGUGUGCAUCUGCAACGUUCUGAUACAUUUUACUGCCAUGACAGCGUUAUGGCAGUAAAAUUAUCAGAAAUAUUAGUGGUUGCUUAUUACCCGUUUACCUACGCACUGGACUGUGGAUCCAUGGAAGGCGCUUACCAGCGGGACCGAGACGAGCGCACGUCCCCGGUACGCAGUUUUACCCGGGAAGAAGAAACGAUCCGCGAGCACGCCAGUAAGCAGCCGAGAAGUCCUCGAUGUUCUGAUGUAUUUUGUUGUCAUAACCCGAAAGCAUUACCGUUAUGGCAACACAAUUAUCCGAAAUUCCAGCAGGUUGGCUAUCGCCUGCUGAUCGAACAGCUAGAAGCAGCCUUCGAGAGGGCGUCGAUUGUUCGAGUUCAAUGACGCUCAGAAUAAUGUAAAUCAGUAGCGAGAACAAAUAGUUUUAUAAUAAACUCAUAUCCUUUA
Molecule: messenger RNA, 485 nt
Organism: Anopheles coustani
Lineage: Eukaryota; Metazoa; Arthropoda; Insecta; Diptera; Culicidae
Exons: 2
Coding region: 18-422 (134 amino acids)
Source: RefSeq, a predicted model, not a curated record